AUGAGAAAAGACUUCGCAAAGGUGUUGCAAGAAAAGAAAAAGCCUGCAGAGAAACAUCGUGAACUCAUCCUCAAGUGGCAGAAACAGGGACGACUUUCCGCGAUCCUCACGCUUUAUACUGCAAGGGAGAAUAACCGCCAAGCACAGCAACCUGCCUCUCCGACAAUCAAGGCAGCGUUCUAUUACGGCUUGGGGUACGUACAUGCCCUCCAAGCAACAGAAACCGGCGAAGAGUUGGAUACUGCUGUUGCUUAUUUACAGCACGCCGUUGAGAUGGAUCCAGAUCUAUUUUGGGCGCGCUUCAACCUCGGCGGUAUCUAUCAGGAACAGAGCAAAGAUGAUUUAGCACUUGCUGAAUUUGAGGCGUGUGUCCAUUUAAACUCCAAUUAUUAUCCUGCUUACUAUCGGAUGGGUGAAAUUCACUUGAAACGGCAGGACUACAUGCAGGCACUCCAUGCCUUUGAUGCAGCGCGGAAGAUAAAUAGAAAGUGGGAAUAUCCGCAAUACGGUAUCGGUUUGGUUUAUUUCGCUCAGGGUGAAAUCGACCGUGCCCGCCAGACCUUCGAGAGUAUUACCCAGAAAAACAAGAAGUUCGCACCCGCCUACUUCAAACUUGGGCAGGUCCUUGCUACAGAGGGGUUCUUUGAUGAAGCGUUAAAAGAAUACGCGAAAGGAUCGCAAUAUCAGGACUACUCAGCACAAAUCCUUUAUGAAUUGGCAGUUAUCUUCGAUGAAAAAGGGAAUACGGAUGGUGCAAUUAGAAUAUAUCAACGCGUAAUUGAGGUUGAGCCGACGCAUGCGAAAGCACUUUUCACACUUGGCGAGAACCUCUAUGCCAGUGGCGAUACCACGGCAGCGGUGCAAUAUUACCGACAAGCAUUGUCCGGCACACCGGGUAUUAAGGACGCUUUCUAUGAACCGCUCGAACCUUACUUCGCAGGGUUGAUGACCCCCGAUGAAGCGAUGCCACUCCUUGAGAAAGCAAUGUUAGUCCUUCCUGACGAUCCGCGUUCCUACUUUUAUGCGGGUACGCUUGAAGCCGAUACGGGCAACAUCCAGAAAGCCAUUGAGCAUUACCAAAAGACCCGUGAAAUUAUAGAAGCAGAUCCAAGUCAUCUGCAAAUGGAACUCCUCUUAGGGGAUUUCAAUGAUGUUUACUUAAAACUCGGUGAACUUUAUCACCAGCACGGAGAUAUAGAGACUUCUGCUGUCUACUUUAAACGCGCAUUGGCAUUAAAUCCAGAAUUAGCGAAUAGAUUUAUCGCGCAAGGGCAAAGUGCUUUCGAGGCGAGGCACUAUCAAGAGGCUAUUGAAUCUUUAAAUACGCACCUCCUGUUGUUUCCGGAGGAUGUUGGUGCUGUCUAUCUGCUGGGACAGAGUCACGAGGCUAAUGGCGAUAUAGACAACGCUCUCAUCUUUUAUAAGCGCACCUUGACAUUAGAUUCACAGCAACCAGAUGUGCUUUUCAAGAUGGUUCACAUUUAUCGAAACCGAGAGGCACAUCAGCAGGUAAUCGACACCUUACAGAAGAUUAUUGAGAUUGCACCCGACACGACCGAGGCACACUACCUACUGGCAUUGUCAUAUCUCACAUUGGAACAGCCGGAUGCUGCCCUGCCCGCGUUUCUCGCAACUGUCCGACUAAACCCUAAUGAUGUCUCUGCGCAUUACCACGCAGCGAUCUUGUUUGAACAAAAGGAUGACAUAGACAACGCCAUCGUACAUUACGAGAAAACGAUAGGUCUUGAUACCACGCUGCUUGAAAGUCCUUUUUUUGAGGUGACAGAGGUAGCACCAUUUUUCCGACUCGGUGCAAUCUAUCGCGAACGCAAUGAUGAAGAUAACAUUAUUCGGGUCUAUCAACCGGUGUUGGAAAUUGAACCUGAGCAUCCAGAACUUCAUCAUCUUCUUGCUGUCAUCUUUGAGAAGCGCGACGAACGUGGCAUGCAAAAUGGGCUUGCAAGCUACGCCCUAAAGGCCAUUCGGCACUACGGGUUGGCGAAUCAAUACAACCCUAAGAAGUUCGACUGGCACUAUAGUUAUGCACGUCUGCUCGACCAACAUGCCGAGACGCUCGGAGAUGACUAUCAUAAACAUGCUGAAAUGGCUGUCAAGGAGUAUACCGCGACCCUCGCUCUGAAGUCAGACUAUGUAGAUGCCUAUUUCUACCGUGGGAUGCUCACACUCCGCCACAGACAGAUUGGCAAAACGCUUUAUCGCUAUAGCCAAAUUUUAGAGGAUUUCAGGCAGGUGGCUGAAAUCCAACCCAGAAACCGUGAAGCGAACUAUCAGCUCGGAGUCAUUUAUCUUGAAAUAGAUCGGCAGCGCCUUGCCAAAGAUGUUUUUGAAAAUAUGCUCUCUUACGCGCCAAAAUAUAGGGGCAUCCACUUGCAUCUGGGGCAGAUUGCGGAAUGGGAACAGGCGUGGAAGCAGGCAAUUCAACAUUAUCAAGCGGAGGCUGCGCUUCUUCAACAACCCCUUGAAGAAGGGGACAACAUUGCCAUCAAGACAUAUCAACGCCUCGGCAAUCUUUACUAUGCCCACGCUUUAGAUUACAACGCCGCGAAAGAGACUCUGGAAAUGGCACUCGCUUUGGACGACACUCACGUGCCGACACUGCUCAACUACGCCAACAACCUCUUCAGUAUGGAUCUACUCGGCGCAGCGACGGAACAGUUUGAACGGGUAAUACAAUUGGAACCCGGCAACUUGACAGCAAACUACAACCUCGCGCUCAUGUAUGAAUACAGGGAGAAGCGUGAACAGGCGAGAGCGCAAUGGCAACGUUUCCUUGAACUCAAUCCACCCGAACAGUGGCGGAUUGAAGCGGAGGAACACCUGAGUCAGUAG
Geodia barretti is the source of this 2850-nucleotide messenger RNA. The record is from the annotation of a GenBank genome assembly. NCBI's taxonomy places the organism in Eukaryota, Metazoa, Porifera, Demospongiae, Tetractinellida, Geodiidae.